This is a messenger RNA of Pocillopora meandrina, 2023 nucleotides long. NCBI's taxonomy places the organism in Eukaryota, Metazoa, Cnidaria, Anthozoa, Scleractinia, Pocilloporidae. The record is from the annotation of a GenBank genome assembly.
AAUUGUUCAAAGUAUCGAGGAAAAAAGAGUGAAGAAUGGAGCCCACAAAGUCAAGAAAGCAAGCCAGACCCGUGCUUCGAUUCCGAUGAAGAGAACUACGAAUCAAAUAUGACCUCUAUUAGUUCUGACUGCAGCUCUGGGUUAAGUUCAUUCGAUUCGCCUCUUCCGUGGGCUGAAAAUUCUUCAUUCUCAAACCCUUCAACCUCGAAAAGUCUUGUUUUACAAUCUCGAGGAAACAAAGGUCAUCACGAGGGAAAGGAACGGACAGAAUGGGCGGGCGAAUAUGUUCGCCGAUCGAAUUCACUUGUGAUCGGAAAGCGUUCACGCGCCAUUGGUCUAAAAGAUAUGGAUUUGACAGGAAAUAUUGCCGCAAAAUAUAUUCGAGAAGCGAAGGAAGCAAACAAAAGUCCUUCGAAGAAACGCUUAUUUAGCCCUCUCUCCAAACAAAUGUCUUGCCCGACGUUUAGUACACCCUUUGAUGGACUGUUUGAUAGACAUAAGGUGACUGGUAGAGCCAGUCAAACCGGUAAGGCUAGUCACACCAGUUUUGGCCGGGUCUUGAAUUUGGAAUUGGACUCGCAAACAAAAUCGCCUUUAGUUGACAGCUCAGCAGAGGAGGUGUUACUUAAUUUAAGGACUCAUUCUGUGAAACUAUUUAGUUGUGCUGAUGAGAAAGGCAUCCCAAAGGAGGAAUUUGACCAUGAUUGGUGGGAAAGAUGUAAAAGAACAAAUACUCCAGUUGCUACCCAGAGUAGCAAUGAACUCUUUUCAACAUUUGCACCAAAAGUGAUGGAAUUCAUUGAUCUAACAGUCAAUGAUGAGCUGUCUGAUGGUGAAGCAAGUUAUACAAACAGGAAUUCAGAACAUGAUGACAUUGCUGAGAAAGCUGGAGAUGUAUGUGUGCAAAAUACAAGUCAUCACAGCUAUCCGCCUGUCUAAACAAGCGUCCAUGAAGAAGCGAGUAUUCUCCUUUAGUGAUGAUGAAGAUAGUGAUUCUGGCACAAAAUGCCAGUUAAAAAGUGACAAGGAAUCUUCAGAAGAGUCACUUUUAUCUGAUCCAGCUCCUCAGAGAAAGAGACAUUCCUUGCAGGGAUUUGUAAAGAUGAGUAUGGUUUUCUUUUUAUGUGCACUGUCACUCUCAGUAUAUCUGCACACUAACCCUCAUGGUUUUUGUCUGGAUAGUGAGUUCACCAACAACAUUUCUGGAAUUGGGUCAGCACUUAAGUCUGAAUUGUUUGGUCAACAUAUUGCUCAGAAAAUUGUCACUGCAGCACUCAAGAAUCACUUCAACUCCAAAAACAUUAGGAAGCCACUUGUAUUAGCAUUUCAUGGGUGGACUGGAAUUGGGAAGAACUUUGUCAGCAAUAUCAUCACAGAACAUUUUUUCAAGCGCAAAACCAAUAGCCCAUUUGUGCACAAGUUCAUCAUUCCACUUCACUUUCCCCAUGAAUCAGAAGUAGAAAUGUACAAUCAACAGUUGUUCAAGUGGAUCAGAGGAAAUGUCUCACAUUGUCGGAAGGGAGGUUUGUUUAUAUUUGAUGAAAUGGACAAAAUUCACAUUGGCAUGAUGGAUACAAUCAAAGCUGUUCUUUUAGAUUACCAAGGCAAGAAAGUAGAAAGUGGUCAUCAGAAUGUGAUCUUCAUGUUUCUGUCUAAUUCGGGUGGUGAGGCUAUUAAUCAGCAUGUAUUAAGGCAUAUCCUUGAUGGAAAACUGAGAGAAUCUCUCAUGCUAAGUGAACUGGAAGUCAUUUUUCAUGACAUUGCAAAGAGGAUACCAAAUAUCUGGUUUGCAGACCUGCUGAAAUCGGAAGUUAUUGAUUACCUUGUUCCAUUCCUGCCUUUGGAGAGAACACAUGUAAAGCAAUGUAUCAGACGAGAACUUGUCAAGAAAGGGUAUGAUGCAAAAGAGCCCUUUAUUACAGAAAUUGCUAACCAGAUGGAUUAUUUCCCAGAAAGCCACCAGUUUUUUUCUGUAUCUGGGUGCAAAAAAGUUUCAUCCAGAGUUGACGUGAUUAUGGAAUAA